Messenger RNA from Porites lobata, 3559 nucleotides. The record is from the annotation of a GenBank genome assembly. Lineage: Eukaryota; Metazoa; Cnidaria; Anthozoa; Scleractinia; Poritidae.
CCAUUUUUGAAAACAACACCUUCACGAAUUACAUGUAUAUUGCUGUAAACUUUGAUCGUGAUUUCGUGGCAAAAAGGUGUAAUCCGACGUAGGUAUUUUAUCACUACUAAUUGCUGAUGGAAAUUGAUCCAAAUUACGAGUACGAGGCUCCGAAAUGGUUUGAUUUCACGACAAAUUUCCAGGGCGAAGUCAACGAUAAUUUGAGGUGAGAAAUUUUAAACGCAAAAAUCUAAUCAAACAUUCUGAGCCUACUAAAUCUUAAGCUUAGAAAGGUUGCAGCUACCCUUUUUCAACCAUAUGUUUGUAUGCUGAAUUUUGUUUAAAAAGACAUCUUGAACCUUUCGGUCUAAGUUUAAUCAGUGCUUUUUUUCACAAAAGCUAAGCUAAAAAGUCCAUUGGAACUGUAGCAAUCGAUUUCCUUGCUUGAUUUCAGAGUUAAAGGAAUGAUCACAUUGUCCCAAAUAAAGAAAGUCAAACUUAAAAUUAUCGUCAGUAUUCGAGCCUCCACAUAAUUUCCACGACUUCGGUAAUUUACACACAUGACUGGACAAAAUCUAAGUGGAAACUCUUCAGGAAAACCUUAAUUUCAUUUUUAAAGUGAUGGGAACAAGCCUGCGAACACAGACGUUUUUUCGGUCGUCGCUUCUCUCCAUCCGAUACUAGGUGUAUUUCUAAGAGAGGUGUUGGUAUCAUAAAGAGUCAAUUAUAACCAAGGUGCAAAGAAAAUCAUUUUUACAGCUUGCCAUUCAGGCAAGCUGAAGCUAGCAUUUACUAACCCAGACGUCAUUUCAACUAGCCCCAAAAACUUUUUGACUAGCAGAAUUGAUUUCACAGUUCUUUUGUUAUUCGAAUUUCUCAAAAAUCACCACCUGCCCGUCAGGCAAGUUAAAAACAGAAUUCACUUGCCCGAUAGCAAAAUCCACAAGCCCGGGGUAUCAGACACUACUUUCUUUGCACGCACGUUGAUAAUGUUUACUGAAAAGCCUAUCCCCCCCACCCCUUGACUCAUGAAGCACCUUUUAUGCAGGCUAAUAACUGAAGAACAACAGUAGCUAGUUAUACUAUUAUAGUUGGUCAAGUAAUUGGGAGGUCUCUGUCUUAUAGAGGCAUCCAUUAAGAGAGAACAACUGGAACAAUAACCAACUAUUUUAUUUGCCUAGUUGAAGUUGACAAGAAGUUUAUUACAAUAGAAUAAAUUGACUAGAUAAGGCGAAAAACUACGUAGAAUAGCAAAAGCUAAAUGAGCUGAGAGAGCUGACUGUAAUCAAUUUUUUUUUCAUUUUUCCAGUCUUGAUGAUUCGUGGUUUGAAAGAGUUCACCCAUUACACGAGCCUAGGGAUCCAAGCCACCAUGAUGCUACCUCUAAAUCCUUACUUACCAGCAACCCAGGCACCACAACAGCACCUUGCAUAAAGCCGCAGACCAAGAAUCCAGUCAAGAAAAACUACAACAGUAAAAAGUCUUUAGGGAUUAAGACAGUCCGCACUAAACGAGGGCAACAUGAGAAUGCGAAUCACAGAAGGGAUAGUGGUACAGGGUCAAGAAACAGCCCAUGUCAUACUCAAAAGAAAGAGACAUCAUCAAAGAAAGGUUCAAGGGGGAAAAGUGAAGUUGAUGGAAGACUCACCCCAAGUGAGGUUCAGCAUAGUUUUACACCACCAUGGACAAACUCACCUAUUACUAAACAAGGUAGGGAUUUCAAAGAAUAUACAUCAACCAAUUGUUUGCCUGAUCUUUAGCAAGAAACAAGUCGUGGCACCUUGAUAUCUAGAACAACCAAUAAUGAAAACAUAAGUAGCUGUACAGUUACAACUGUAUGAUUGGUCUUUGGCACAAUCAACCUACUAUAAAUUUACUAACACUUAUAUUGUUGCAAAGAAUUCAAUAAAUUUACCGGAAUUGCUAAAAACUCACCCUAAAAUCUCAGAAUGAUCAAGGACAUAACAAUAGGUUUUGUGUCUUUAAUGCUCCAUUUUCACUUAAAAAUGAUGGUAUUCAAGAUGCCCAUCCAGUUUUCAUAUUGCUUAAAAAGGUGAUGUUACAUGGAACAAUUUGGAACAACAAUUUUUAGUGCAAUAUAUGCAAUGUUUCAACAUGAUUGCAACAUUGUUUCGAAUAGCUGCAACAUUGUUCCAACAUUGCAAUGCUGUGUUCUGCUGAAAAUUGUUGUUGAAAAUCGUCCCUUGUAAUAUUGAUCACCUUAAAGCAUUUGUGCAAUAAAAUAUUGGUUGUGAACAAAAGGGAGAAUAGGACAUUGGAUUAGGUGUUGAAUUAGGGUCUUAUCUCACACCAGUUAUGGUGAGUUGUGUAAUUAAACGUACUGUACAUGUUGUGACGGACACAUUCUCCCACCUCUUUGUUAUUUUGUUUUUAAAUACUUAAUCAGUUUAUUUUAUUUUUUUCAGCGGAGAUAACACAAACAAACAAAGUGGAAGGGAAAAGUGGUAGCUUAGGUGAAUUAGCUGAUUUUUCACCACAGCGUGUUCCUGUACCUCAAUCUCCGCUGUCUUCUGUCCGUAUCAGAGGCCUCAAGAGUUCAUCCAUGUCACCUUGUUCUCCAAAGACUUCAAUGUUGUCAAAAGCUGUAACUGGGAAUGUUCAGAGAGCUGGCAGGAAGAGAAGACUGCUGCCUUCAGUUCCUGAUAAAAAGAAAAAUCCAUGUGUAUCUGAUAAAAUGACUUUUUCUUCUCCUGGUCACUGUUCUAACCAGUUAGAUAACCAAGGAUACAAGAAAUUAUUAGCUGAAACUUCCUCUGUCAGUAAGAAUUCUGACCCGUUAACAUAUGGAUCUAACCAGGGAUUGCCAAGUUCCUCCCUUAGCAAUAUGGAUGAGAAACCUUUAUUAAGGGAGGAGGUGUUUGAUGGCAACAGCAAGCCACUGCGCACAACAGAGUCAUGUUUGAAAAAGGAAACCGUAAAUCUUGCUCAACAUUGCAGUGAUGAAUUUUAUAGACAAGAGAGGAAUGUGGUCAGUGAGAGAUCCCUGAACACAAUACUUGAAACACAUAAUCAGGCUCUCGCAGCAAUAGAAACUGACAAGGACAGAGCCUUGAGAGGUGAAGAAGUAGCAUUAGCUAAUGACAUGAGUCUAGAGGAAUUGUUAAAACAACAUAACAAGAAAAUAAUUGCUGCCCGAAACCAGUAUGAUGAAAAUGGACGUAAGAUUAGAACUGCAGAACCCAGCUUUUGUCCUGCUCCUUCCAAAAAGUUGACAACUUCACUGAAGUCACCAUCAUCAUCAACAGCAACAGCCUGCAAGAGACCUGUGACCACAAUGCCAAAGCCCACAGCAUGUGCAAAACAAAAGCGACGUUCUUGUGUGGCUGCAGUCAGCAAUUUCCAUGAAUCAGCUAGGUUAAAUGCACCUCCAGUAUCAUCCAAGGCCCAUACAAAUACAAGCAAAAGGGGCAAGGAAACUUUAAAACAACAAACAGCAAAACAGAAACGGCGCUCAUGUGUGGCUUCACUUCAAAAUAGUACACAGACAAACACUGCAGAUAAAGAAUUGCGAGAUUUAAUUGCGCAGCAUAACUCCAGAGUCAGUGCUAAGAGAAUGUAA